AUGGGGUUUCUAAAGAAAAAAUUGGUGUCUUGGGGAUCAUCUACUGUGAGGGCAAAGUAUCUUCACAUGAGAUGUAUUGCCCAUAUCUUAAACCUAGUAGUUCAAGAUGGUCUUAAGGAUUGUGAUAGUUCAGUUAAGAAGGUUAGGGAGGUGGUUAGAUAUGUUAGAAACUCUCCUGCUAGACUCAAGAAGUUCAGGGAUUUGGCUGAUUGGUUGAGUAUUAAACAAAGGUCUUCUUUGUGUUUAGAUGUUCCAACCAGAUGGAACUCUACCUAUUUGAUGUUGCAGUCUGCAUUAACUUACCAAAAAGUGUUUGAAUCUUUGGAGUCAGAUUGCUCUUUCAAGUCUGAUUUGGGUAAUUCAAUUCCUGAUUUUAUGGACUGGGAAUCUGUUGGCAGUCUGGUUCAGUUACUGAAGUGUUUUUAUGACAUGACCAUUAGAAUUUCUGGUUCUUUAUAUGUCACCUCAAACACAUUUUUUACUGAGAUUUCUGAUCUUUACUGCCUAUUGAAAGGCAUGGUGGAAGUUGGUGGGCCAGUUGGUGUGAUGGGAAAAAAUAUGAAGGCAAAAUUUGAGAAGUAUUGGGGUGAUGUUGAAAAAAUGAAUCUAAUGAUAUUUUUUGCAAACAUUCUAGACCCUAGAGACAAGUUAGAGUAUAUGCCUACUCAGUUUAAUCAUAUGUAUGGUGAGGAAAAGGGUAAACCAUUCUAUGACAAAGUAGUUGCUGGUCUUGCUGAGUUAUUUGAUGAUUAUUCUACAUAUGCCUCUUCUUCUGUCCCUUCUGUGCCUGUGUCUGUACAGCCUACAUCUGCCUCUUCUGUUUCUGUUGGGAAGCCACAAGAUUUUCUGAAGUCCCAAAUUAAAAAGCAAAGAUUGGAGUCUGGGGUUGAAGAGGAAGAAUCUUUUGAUAUACUUGGAUGGUGGAAGAUCAACUCUGCUAGGUUUCCAGUUCUGUCUAAGCUUGCUAGGGAUGUCCUAGCCAUUCCAAUCUCCACUGUAGCCUCAGAAUCUGCCUUCAGUACUUCUGGAAGAGUAUUGGAUCCUUUUAGGAGUUCUUUAACUCCAAAAAUUGUGGAAGCAUUGGUGUGUACACAAGAUUGGCUUAGAAUGCAAAAUACUCCUUUAUGUAUUGAGGAGAAUCUGGAAGAGUUGGAGAGGUUUGAAAAAGAGUUAAGUGGUGAUGGUGGAAGUGGAAGGUCUCUUGGUUCUACACUUGCUACAAUUCCUGUAAUGUUAUUAUUUACAUUACUUGAUUUACUUACUUGA
Ipomoea nil (Japanese morning glory) is the source of this 1266-nucleotide messenger RNA. RefSeq names its product zinc finger BED domain-containing protein RICESLEEPER 2-like. The record is from RefSeq and is a predicted model, not a curated record. Lineage: Eukaryota; Viridiplantae; Streptophyta; Magnoliopsida; Solanales; Convolvulaceae. Gene Ontology annotation, molecular function: DNA binding; protein dimerization activity. The transcript has 3 exons. The coding region runs from base 1 to 1266 and encodes 421 amino acids.